AUGCUAACAGCUGAAAGGGCAAUCGCAUUAACAGUAAUAUCGUCUGACGGUGUGUCGUUCAUUGAAUUCGAGCCUUUAGAACAUAUUGUAAGGAAGUUUAGGAAGGCAACGAAUCUAGACGGCGACGAUGGUUUGUCUGCGGACUCAUUGGGUUCGGGUCAGAUAUCCGUACCCAACUCAUACGUGCAGCUCGGCUUCGUUUUAGACAAGUCUGGCUCGGUGAGCAACACCGACUUUCGGUUGGGUCUCGAGUUUAUCAAAGGGACUGUCGAGUCGUUUGAAAGCAAGUACAGCAUAGUGAUCGUUACCAUUAUCACGUACAGCAAACAUGCCGAAGUGGAAGCGAACGGUAUCAAUGGAUCAGAAGUCUUUCAAGUCGUGAAAAGCGUGAGACGCAAAGUAUACGGACCGACGGCUACUCGACGUGGACUAGACAUGGCAAGAGAUACUCUACUCUACAACAAGGAUUGCUUUGAAUGCAUUCCACCAACAGAAAGGCCACCAGGCAAGGACUAUUACACAUACCCUUGUCCUAAGUGUAUCAAAACCGGCUAUCGCACUCUUCUCUUUCUGAUAACUAACGGUAAAUCCAAUUGGGGUGGAGAUCCUCGUAAAGCUGCUAAGUGUCUGAAGGAUAACGACGUUGAGAUAUUUUCUGUCGGUAUCACGUCUUCUGUCAACAUACCAGAGUUGAGGGAUAUCACUUCCAAGCCUCUGUCCGACCAUCUCUUUUUAAUUCGAUCGUUUGACGACGCUUUGAAGAUGAUCAAGAUGGAGAAGGAGAGAUUCAAGUGACGAGACGCGACUGUUUGUUGAUGUAGUAGUGACCUGAAAUGGCUGAGACGGCUUAGCGUGCUUCAAUUGUCUGUAGUGCUUUCAUAGUUUGUGUGAUCGUCUCAAAAACGACUGGCUUCUUGUUCAAUAGAGAAGCUCGUAUGCAUUAUGACAAACCGUGUGUUAGUUUUGUGACGCCUUUACAAGUAAAUCGACAGUAGGAGAGUGUGCAUUAGA
Corticium candelabrum is the source of this 1011-nucleotide messenger RNA. Its product is annotated as sushi, von Willebrand factor type A, EGF and pentraxin domain-containing protein 1-like. The transcript has 2 exons. Lineage: Eukaryota; Metazoa; Porifera; Homoscleromorpha; Homosclerophorida; Plakinidae. The record is from RefSeq and is a predicted model, not a curated record. The coding region runs from base 1 to 795 and encodes 264 amino acids.